UUCAACGCUAGCAAUGUUAUGGUAUGUUGUGCUUUGUUUUGAAUACUCCUGAAAGUGUACGUUAGUUGGGAGUCCCAUUGUCGAUGUGAAAUUAGUGGACUGCAACAAAUGACACACCAUCAACUGAUUGGAUGUUAAUAGUUGUACGCUGGUGGAAGUACCGCAGUUACCAGCUGCCAGACUUGUUCGAAUGCAGCACAACAAAAUAUUGAUCUGGUCCAGGACGAAUUUUUGUUCUAGUACAGUCUGGUGAGGAUACCUGCUAGCAGCACCAACAUCUAGGAUAUUACCAGUUGCUUAUUAGCAAUUCAACUGCAGCCUGCUGCCUAGUGCUUAGAGAGCUGGCUAUUGGAAAAAUCAGCAACUUCCAAUGAUGCCCAAUACCAUUGGACUUAACUGGUCAGCAAUCAUCAUAAUUUUGACCAAAAGUGAUGGCCCCUGUCAGUGUUUUACUAGGCCAGUGUAUAGAAGAGUCUGAUGUUAGGAUGUUACAAGGACGUACAUUUGGUAAAGGACACAGUGGAAGACAGAGUUUAAUGUGAAGGACUCGUGGUGGUGGUGGUUAUACUGACUGAGCCAGUGUGUGUGUGUGUGUGUGUUUCACAAUGCAUCACGUCGUGCGAAUGCGGAUUCGGCAGCUCGAGAUGGAGAAAAGUGUUGGUGGCGCUAACUGCAGUGAUCUCAAGACCCAGUCGGUUGCAAGUUUACCACUAGAAAAUCCGCGGACUUCAAAACUUGUCACCCAGGGUAGUAUCAGCUGCAGUCGCAUCCAGCGACAACGUUCAUUCAAGAGCACCUGUGAUGAAGUGUACAAACGGUCGCGGCUACAGUCGGCCGGUUACGAGUUGUCUCAGGACCUCCAGGACAAGCAGGUUGAGAUGCUAGAACGCAAGUACGGAGGUUCUUUCCGAUCACGCAAAGCCGCAAAAACGAUUCAGAGAGCUUUCCGGCAGUAUUGCAUGAACAGGAACUUUCAGAAAUUGCGCCAUUCUGUUGGAGAGAGAAGACUGUCGAAAAGACUGUCCGAACUCGGGCGUAGCAACACAAUCUGGACUGAUCGGCUGGACGGCAAGUUUGCCAUGGGAGCCGAUGGUUCUGAUUUAACUGAAGAAAGUAAAUUUGGAAGUGAUGUUAGAAAGAUGGUGGCAGAAUUUGAAUCGACGAGACAGGAAAGCCGGCUGUACAGUCAGAUGUCGUUUGAUCAAGGCACGAACCUGGACAAUCGUCUUUCUCGACGGGACAGGAAAAUAUUGCAGCGUUCAGCAGAGGUUAUAGACCAUUCCGACAUUCCAGGUGACAGGAAACACAAAAACGGAUCUGUGUUGGUCGAUGAGACGAACAAUAACCGGAACUCUUACCCCGAAAUGAACCAGAAUAACUCGAGCGAAUCCCAUUUACCCAUAGAAAGUGCUGUAGACCCUCAUAGUGUAGACUUUGAGACAUUGUUAGAAAGCAAGGAAACUGACAUCCUUGCGGACAGUUUUCACAGUGAUGGGAGUCAGGAAACGAACACUCUGACCUUCACCCACCGGCCCUCAGCUUCAUCACUUGGGUCCGACUAUGGUUCACCCGCUUUUGUAGAUAGUGCGAAAGGAUCAUGUACCUCAUUUGACAGUUUACGGAAUUACAACAUAGACUCUAGCGAUUCCGCAUCGGUGAGCAGUGGUGUGCAAAUAAAAGUGGACUUGGCUUCUCCCGAAGACACGAGACUUAUUGAACAAAAUAAUAGCAAUCAAAAAGUUAAAAUGCGUGGUCGUAAACCAGGGGAGGUAGAAAAAUCAAAACCCUUGUUGCCUUCUCGGCCACCCGAAAUGUCGCCGAUAUGGAAACGGAAAGAGACCAAUGGUGUGAAUGGGAACGGAAGUAUACCUGCUGUGAUGGCUAUUAAAAAUGAACCAAAGAGAAUGAGCAACAUAUCUGAAACAAGUGAACCGGACAGUAUUGAUGGGCGGUGUUCUAGUUCUCCGAGUUCGGAAAACAUCAGCACGGAAAAUAUUAGUAUUUCUAGUGACAGUAGUCUUAGUUACCAGCGCCGUCUUAGGCUUAGCGUUACCCCCGACCAGCAGAUUCCAACAAAAGUGAACGACAAGCAGCGUAAACGUUUGUACCGCAUCGGACUUAACUUAUUUAACAAAAAACCUGACAAGGGUCUGAAUUUCUUGGUUGACCAUGGGUUUGUGGAAGGCACGCCACCAAGUGUUGCCAAGUUCUUCAUCAUGAGAAAAGGAUUAAGUAAACAGAUGAUUGGAGAAUUCUUGGGCAACUUGCAGAAUCAGUUCAACAUGGAAGUUCUAAGUUAUUUCACUGAAGAAAUAGAUUUGUCUGGCCUUCAAGUUGAUGUUGCCCUCAGGAAGUUCCAGUCCUAUUACAGAAUGCCGGGUGAAGCACAGAAGAUAGAGCGACUUAUGGAGGCAUUUGCAUCCCACUUCUGUAUCUGUAACCCCGACCAGAUGAAGUACUUCAAGAAUCCCGACACGAUCUUUCUGCUGGCGUUUGCCAUCAUAAUGCUCAACACCGACCUACACAACAAGAACAUCAAAGCCGAACAGAAGAUGAAGCUGGAUGAAUUCAUAAAGAACAUGCGAGGAAUUGAUGAUGGCCAGGAUCUUGACCGAGACUUACUACAAGGGAUUUACGACCGAAUCAAGGCACAAGAGUUCCGACCAGGAGUCGAUCAUGUUAGUCAAGUUGCCAAAGUAGAGCAGUCCAUCGUGGGCAAGAAACCUCAACUGACGUUACCUUGGAGACGGUUAGUGUGUUACUGCCGACUUUACGAAGUACACGACCCCAAUAGGAAGGAGAAGAUUGGACUUCAUCAGAGAGAAGUUUUCCUGUUCAAUGACUUGAUUUUGGUCACAAAGAUAUUUAGCAAGAAGAAAACUGGUAUAACAUAUGCUUUAAAAAAAUCUGCGACCUUGUGUGGCAUGCAAGUAUUCCUGUUUGAAACUUCACAUUACCAGUUCGGUGUUCAGCUGACCAGCAGCAUUGAUGGCAAGGUGUUGAUGACCUUCAAUGCCAGGAACGACCACGACAGACAGAAGUUCAUAGAUGACUUGAAAGAAGCUAUAUUAGAGACUAACGGCAUGGAACAGAUGCGGAUCGAAGAAGAGAUGCACCGUCACCGCGUGAACCACAACACACUGGACAAACACUAUGCCCAUGACGACUCGCGGGUACACAUGUACGAACUUUUGAAGCCCUCCGACCCUGCCACUAACAGGCUGUCUGCACCCGAGUGUGGCUUGAAGAAAGUCCCUCUUUCCAACUCGCUUACUGAUCUGUGUGAAGCUCCAGGGAUGAAGCGAGGUAGCAGUGGAGCGUCCCUAGACAGCGGAGUGGUAUCAGGAAGUGUGGGCAGUUCCAGUAGUCGAGAAGAAGCAUUCUCACCUAACCCAGCGCGAACAGCCAGGCCACAGCCAGUGCAUGUGAAGAGUUCGGGCAGACAGAGCAAGAACUCACAGGUCCAGCUGAAGAAAGACCUGCCGGAGGGAACAGAAGUCUAACUUGCAGGAUGGUGUCUGCUGCAACAAGACUUGGCCUCAUAGACAGCAACAUAGUAUUGGACAGAAAACGUAGCAUCUGGCCAUCAUGUUCUUGCACAGACAACAUAACAUUUGGUUAUCAUGUUCUUGGAUAGACAACAUAACAUCUGACCAUCAUGUUCUUGAAUAGACAAAGUAACAUCUGGCCAUCAUGUUCUUGGAUAGACAAAGUAACAUCUGGCCAUCAUGUUCUUGGAUAGACAAAGUAACAUCUGGCCAUCAUGUUCUUGGAUAGACAAAGUAACAUCUGGCCAUCAUGUUCUUGGAUAGACAAAGUAACAUCUGGCCAUCAUGUUCUUGGAUAGACAAAGUAACAUCUGGCCAUCAUGUUCUUGGAUAGACAACAUAACAUCUGACCAUCAUGUUCUUGAAUAGACAAAGUAACAUCUGGCCAUCAUGUUCUUGGAUAGACUAAGUAACAUCUGGCCAUCUGACAAAAAAAAAAAAAUGCAUUUGGAUUCACAAAUAAAACAGGUCAUAGAAGCUAACGUCCGAGAAUGACUGUUGUGUAACCAAAGUAAUAUCAUCACGUUGAUAGAUGGUAGAAGAGUUGAUGGAGAAUUGAGCAAAAUUACAUCAACCACCACCGAUAGAAUUAGGAGAUUAUGUUCAUUGAAACUUAAGAGGAAUUUAACUACCAUCUACAAGAUCAGACUUCUGACAAAAAUAAAAUCUUUAGAAUUUUGAUGGUUCAGUGAAAAUGUGAAAUGAAGGCAUAGUUCCAUAAUAACCUAGAACCUCAUCAUUAUCCAGCAGGGACCAAGAUCAUUUGUUUUGUUUCUUUGGAGGCUCAUUUCCCAACAUCACUGAUAAACAAAUGCUAGGACUCCUUAGUUUUCCAGUGCCCAAAGUCUUUCAUUUUGAGUUGCACAAGUUGUCAUACGGUAAUAGAUCUUGUCUGCACCUAGGUAGUAUUAGCAAUUUGUUGUGCGAUUCUGACUGCCUUAUCACGUUAUGGCCAUACAGUGGACUGCUUCCUUGUGCCUGCAUUUUGAAAAGACAGUGUCAUGAGAUGUGUGGAAAGUGGUACCAAAAUCUCGAGUCUUAUAAACGGAUGUUAAGAAUGAGCUUAACUUAGAUGAAGGCAUUAGUACUGAGAUGAGGUGAAUAAAGAAAUAUGCAGAAUUCUCAUGUAAUCCAAAUUGUUUUGAAUAUACAAAACCAAGAAAGAAACAGUAGGAUUUAUUUCUCAAUAAGGGCUUUGAGGAACUUGAAAUAUUAACGAAUACAAAUUUUGAAUCUAGAUUUGAAUGCCAUACAAAUUUCAUACAAAUAUUGUUAACUUGUAUGACCUAAUUAGAUGAGAUUCUAAAGAUAUGUAUGUAUGAAACCAUAUUGGUUCCACUCAAAACCAUCCUGCAGUGAAAUCAUAUUUUGACAUAAACUAGUAACCAAUGUUUUUGAUGUUGGAAAGAGGUUUUGCAGAGCAUGUAAAAGAUCUCUCAUUACUAACGUGAAAAUGUAGUGGAUUUCCUCUGAUGUCAGAAUUACCAAAUGCUCGACAUCCAAUAGCCGAUGAUUAAUAAAUCAGUGUGCUCUAGUGGUGUCGUUAAACAAAACAAACUUUAACUUUAUUUGAAACUGUUACACCAGGCUGCAUGAAAACCACAACUAAUUACUACAGUAACAGUAAAAUAUGCAGUUCUCACCAGUAGCUUCAUAUACAUGUGUUUAUUGCAUAUUUCUGUAUUCAUGUCUGUCUAGUGAUAAAGAAAAGGAAAAGAUAAUGAAGGCUGAAAGGGAGUUAUUUGUGCAGCAUUUUUAGUUGAUGAAAAUGUUUGUUAAUAAUCAACAUGUCGACUAGGUUAACAAGUUAGUAGAAGACUUGACAAAUUGAAAAUAUGAGCAGCGAGUGAUGUUUCAGAGAGGAACACAUACAUAUCAGUGUUCAAGACAGACAUGUAUUAAUUUUUGGUGCAACCCAGCAGCGUUUGAUUUAAUCUAUAGGAUUAUUCUUUAUUGGUCUGUUUAUGGAAUGGUGUGUUUGUAUACUAUCAAGGGCAGAUAAUUUAUGCAAAUUUCAUUUCAUGGAUUUUUUCCAGUAUUUCUAACUGUAUAUUUCUGUGCAUUUUUGAAGUUUUUCUACUUUUUGUUGAAAAGGGAGACAAACGGAAACUUACCAUUAGUUAUUAUGCUGCAGAAAUUUGGAGAAUCAUUGUUAAUAUAUAUAUGUAGUGUGAAUGGAUGUAAUCAUUUCAAUAUGCAAACUGGAUGUCAAAGUUCAAACUAGGGAAACUGAAUUUUGAUAAUGGUAAUCAUGGAAUCGGAAUCGUUAUAAAAUAGAAAAUACCUAUUCUUGCCAACCAGAAAAUAUCGAUUAUGUAUACCAUUUGUCUGCCCAUGUGGGUGUAUUAUUACAGUUGUGUUACUAUCAUUUUUAUUACAGUUAAAAGCAAAGUUGUCAUUUUGCAAAAAGCAAAGGUAAUAGUACUGUUUUGUUUUUUCAGACUAGUACAAACUGCAUCAAAGUAAUUAUGUUGUCUCCUGGUUCAAGAUGUAUUGCCAGCAUCUUCCUCUUUCAGUCUAAAGUGCAAUAUUGAUGUCUCGAACAUAUAGUACUCUUUCAUUUCUGUCAUCCUUGACAUACCUCAGAAUAAAAACUGUCUUUGUGUAUUUAAAUUGCUGAGAUAACAUUCUGAAUAAUUAAGGGUAAUAUCUCUGUAGGAUAGAGGUGGUAGAAGUUUAAGUUUAAUAUCACCUAGCCACUAUCUUAAUGUUCAUAACAUGAUUUAAUAAAAGCUAUAAAUAUUAGUUAAUUUCUAUAAUUUGCACAACUAUCUGAAAUGUUCCAAGUCUAGGGUGGGUGAGACGGUGAACAGUGUAGUUUUUUUCUAUGUUCACAAGACUUCUUUUUUGUGCUUACCUUUGUACUGUUAAUUAUGCAACAUUUAAUAUUUUUCUUGUACAAAAUAAUGUAUAUCAAACAAAUUGAUAGUAAAAUUAAGAUUUCAAAAACACGUCAAAAGAUCAAAAUUAUAUUUGGGUGUCUGUGCAUGCGUGUAUUUAAUUUGAGUGAAAGUGAAAACUUGGUGUAGUGGAAGAACAAAAUUAUUGUAAAAAUGUAAAUAGAAUUUCAUAUGUGGGAAGAAUCAAUAGCUUUGUUCAAUGAAAAUUCACUAAUCAGAAAGUAUUUUAAUGUUUAUUUUCCAUUCAUGAUGUAUAGAGCUUUAUUAAAUUUUGACUAUUUAUAUAUAAUUUUUGUAGGAAUGUUUUGUUUCCUAAGUUAUAUGGAAUGGAUCUUUCUUCAUUCAUCCAUCCAUUUGUUACAGUUGCCAGAGGUGCUUGAUAGUGUAAGGGAGAUAAUCUAGAGCACACAAUUUAGGAAAUGUUUUCAAAUAAGAGUUUCACAUAUUAAAUUUAUUUAUAUGUAUUUAUUUUGUAAAUCCAUGGAUGUAACUAAUAGUAAUAAUUAAUGAUUAUAGUGUGUAAAAAGGCACAGAAAGUGACAAGACAACUAUUAAGUUUUAUUAAUAGUUAACAAAUUCUAUUUCUCUGAAGAUUGCAAACAACUUACAUUCUUACAUUUACAGUGAUACGACAUCAUUUGUUGACAUGUUAAUACAUUCACCUUUAAUCAUUUUUAAAUGUUUUUUUUAUUAUUAUUUAAUAUUGAAUUUUAAAAAAAAUAUUGUAUACUAGUUCACUUUUGCAAUUUUUUAUAUAUUUAUAAAAUACACACAAGUGGAUAAAUCCUAAAUAUAUUAUCAGUGGCGGAUCCAGAAAAUCCAUUGGGGGGGGGGGGGGAUGCCAAGGGAACUUUGGAGGGGGAUGAAAAUUAAUAUAUAAUAAAAUUAAAACUUGCAAAAUUGGGGGGAGGGGGCAGCAGCCCCUGCUGCCCCCUCCCAGAUCCGCCUCUGAUUAUGUUCUGUAGAAUAUUUAAUUUCAACAACAAAUGAUGACUAGUAUUAUGAGAAUUCAAUUCCUGACCUCUCCUGCAACUAUAGGACAGCAUGCUGUUGUUUUGUUGUGUAUAUUAUUAUACAUUAUGUACAAGCUUCAUUGUAUUUCUCAAUAAGGAGAGGAGCUUGACCCAUACACAUGGGUGUUGUUUUCAUUCUCACAGAUUUGCCAAAUUAAAAUGCAAAACAUA
Messenger RNA from Gigantopelta aegis, 7632 nucleotides. Its product is annotated as IQ motif and SEC7 domain-containing protein 2-like. Gene Ontology annotation, molecular function: guanyl-nucleotide exchange factor activity; protein binding. The transcript is spliced from 13 exons. NCBI's taxonomy places the organism in Eukaryota, Metazoa, Mollusca, Gastropoda, Neomphalida, Peltospiridae. The coding region runs from base 606 to 3503 and encodes 965 amino acids. The record is from RefSeq and is a predicted model, not a curated record. Gene Ontology annotation, biological process: actin cytoskeleton organization; regulation of ARF protein signal transduction.